UGGGGGAGCAAAUAGUGAUAGGAUCAAUUGCCUUUUCGGGAGGGUCACCCGUAACUACCAACUACUUACUAACACUGCCGUCCUGUCUCAACUUGCUUCCGAUAUUCGAGCUUGCAUAUCGACCCACCCGCCAAAUCUCGUAUCGCCGAAAUACGUCAGUGCCGUCUUCAAAGGAACUGCCAAGUGACAUUCUGUGGGGCUUGCGAUGGCUUAUCAUGCCAGAAAUCACUACAUACCUACAACUUUGUCUUGAAUCAGACGAGAGCACAUGUCAGACACACGAGCAAAGCACUUGGGCUGAGAUGUCUCUGCACCCCCUCAACGAUGAGGAUGGGCGCUGUUUUCGCCACAAGUGCGGCGCUUGAUCUACAGCUUACCAGAAGAGCAGAACGGACCAAGAUGAAAGGAGUAGCGCGCUUAGCAUGCCAUUCACUUUCCUGGCGUCAUAUGGAUGUCAAACCCCGGUUACUGAGACACCGCCUCGAGAUAUAAAGGCCGAUUACCCCGAGAGCGCGUCCUCACCUCCUUACCAUGUUUCUCUCCUCCCAUUUUCUUGCCAUACUCCCUGCUCUAUGCACGGUCGCGACUGGAGUCUCCGCGGCCUUGUCGCCAAGUAACAGGAUGACCGCGCGGGACAAUACAACGACCGCGGGGUUGACAGGCGACUCUGCAUGCACAACUAAUAUGUGCAUUUCUGCUGUACUCAAUGGAUCUACAACCCAAUACACGCUAGCGAGCACGGGAAAGCAGAGCGUAGGAUGGAUGGCAAUGUUGGUUACUCUGUCCUCCUGUUUCACGAGUCUCAUCCCUGGCAGCGGUUUUGGCACAGUCAUGGCUGGAUCACCGAUGGUCAUAAUGUGGCCGAACUCGAACGGUUCGGUUACGAUCUCCCAGCGGUCUGCGCCGACCGAACAGAUGCCCACCCUCGUUGCUAAUCCCGCCCGCGUCGCAACGCUGGACACAGCACUGAGCACGACUUCCGGGAAUCCACAAUUCGUCUUCACAAUUCCCUCCGACAGCUCGACUGCGCAAAACCUAAUCUUCGGUUUUUGUGAUACAAAUCCAGGAACUGCUGAUCCGUCGGCGACUCUCCAGAUGCACAUCGAAAACGGCAAUUUGAACCUCGAUCUCAGCAAGGCACUCAACUCUAGCUCGGGAUCCUCAACAUCGAGCUCGUCGACGCAAACUUCUGGGAGCAGCAUGCUAUCCUCGACCCAACGGAUGAUCAUUGCGCACGCCAUUGUAAGCGUGAUCGCAUUUGCUCUGCUGCUACCCUCCGGUAUUCUUCUCGCACGUUAUCUGCGCACGUUCACUCCGACGUGGUACACUGGGCACUGGAUUGCGCAGCUCGGACUCGCUGGACCUGCGGUGAUCGUCGGCAUCUCCCUGGGAUUCGCUGCAGCCGGGCCAAUCAGGUCCAAGAUACUGGAUCAGCACAAGGUAUUCUCUCGUUGUCCAAUUAUCACUGCUGCCGAUAACAUCCGCGAUUUACAGACAACCGGCAUCGUCCUUCUCGUGCUCUACCUCCUUCAGGUCGCUCUUGGCGCUGUGAUACAUUUCGUAAAACCGAAAAACUCUACCCGCCGGCCCAUCCAGAACUAUUUCCACGCUCUCCUGGGACUCACUAUCAUCGGUCUGGGGCUGUACCAGAUUCACGACGGGUACAGCAGGCAGUGGACAUAUUAUUCAGGUCUCGGGCUCGUGGCUUCCGGCGUUAACAAGUUGUGGAUCGUGUGGUCCACUCUCAUUCCAGUGCUGUACGUUCUCGGACUUCUGCUCUUCCUCAGGAAGCAGUAUCGGCAGGAAGCUGCUGCUCGUAACGAGAAGUCGAUGGUCGAUUCCGAACAUUAAUGUUGACUAAUUAGAGAAUAAAUAUUGUGAUGUGUUGGAUAAUUGCGUGAUCGCAUCGUCCGAGGGCUGAAACUUAUGGAAACCUCCCGAGCGCUGGCCUAUCGGCGACUAGGAGGACCAUACCCGACGGAUGCAUAUCC
Mycena citricolor is the source of this 1991-nucleotide messenger RNA. The record is from the annotation of a GenBank genome assembly. Lineage: Eukaryota; Fungi; Basidiomycota; Agaricomycetes; Agaricales; Mycenaceae.